Molecule: messenger RNA, 2193 nt
Organism: Paramacrobiotus metropolitanus
Lineage: Eukaryota; Metazoa; Tardigrada; Eutardigrada; Parachela; Macrobiotidae
Product: CAAX prenyl protease 2-like
Exons: 8
Coding region: 699-1736 (345 amino acids)
Biological process (GO): CAAX-box protein processing
Cellular component (GO): endoplasmic reticulum membrane
Molecular function (GO): metalloendopeptidase activity
Source: RefSeq, a predicted model, not a curated record
ACGUGCUCAUGCGGAUAGCGAUGAUUCGAGAUAGCUACUAAUUCUGUGCUUACCAGUGAGUCAUUAAGAUUUUUAAGUUCAGAUUGUUAUGUUUUAUCAGUUUUUAUGGUGACGGAACAUGACGCGUUUUUUUAUUAAUUAAGAUAUCACGAACAGCAUUUCCCAAACUACGAUGGGCAAGUGGACGCCGCACGCUUCCGUUUAUGAAAGAGAAAACUGAAAAAGCGAUCGAAAUGAUGCUUUCACCGUUUAAAUACGUACCAGGCGCAAAUUUGUUUCAGUUUUAGGACAGAAAGUUUAAAGGCUGAACAGCUAAAGCUCAUUCGCCUUACUUUACCAUUAACAAAACAAGGCGAGAUCACUCACUUCGCUGAUGCUUUUUGUUCAAUCCGAUGACCAGAAAUCCAACUCUCAGAGAAGGCCGUAAGAUCAGCCCUAGUAGAAUGGGGCAUGCUUUGAUCUUCGACUGAAUGAAUGAAAACCCAGCCCAAUGGGUGGGCCUGACCCACGGUGCGGCCCAAUCAAAUCUAUUUUGGGGAACUGACGGCAGGUCACCAACUCACCAUAUAAUCAAGCAACUUGCUGUCAGAAACUGACUGAUAGCAGAAAAAUGUAUUUCUUUUAUAGUUACUAUUUACGGUUAAUAUGAAAGCGGUAAUAGUUAAAUAUCAUCAUAAAAUGUCAUUUAGAUUUUUUCCAUGAAAGAAGUUUUUGUUCCACUUCCUGGCUUCCAACCAACUUACCAAGAUCAGACCAUGGAGAAUGCGGAACAUCUAAGCCGAGCAACACAGGGAAACCUCACCGGCGCCGGUAUACCGGAAUGCGAUCGUGCCGAAAUUGUUUUCACCUGGAUAAUAGGAUCUUCCAUCGCGUUUUGCUAUGUUGCAAGCUUGUACAUUCAUCCGCUGGGUGCGAAACUGAUUGCCUUCCCAAGUCGUAACCGCGAUGAUCCCGCGGAGAUCAGGUCGCGAUUUCAGCGAGUAUUCUGCGCAUCUGUGAUUUCAUGCUGCCUCUCGGCAGUCUUUCAUUAUUUUUCUGGAGUAUGCUCGGAUAAAUCUUUUGUGGUUUGCUUCGCGAAUCGGAUAGGAUUGCGAUUUAACGGGGUAUUGUUCGCGAGUGUUUUGCCGGUGAUUUUGACACUGAUUCUUUUUGCUGGUCCAAUCGUGGGUGAUUUUUUUGCUGGACGUUGGAGGGGAUACAAUCGAGCUUUCCUAACUCUAAUUUAUCGAAAUCUGUAUUACCGGCGGCGCGUACUUCGCGACACUAUUUACUCCCACAUCUGGUGGCGAGCUUAUGUCGUGGCUCCGUUGUCCGAAGAAUUUGUAUAUCGCGCAUGCUUGAUUCCCGUAUUGAUUGUGUGCUAUGGGCCACGUGCUGCCAUCCUGAUAAGUCCGUUAUCCUUCGGCGUCGCUCAUUUGCAUCACAUCUUCGACCGGAUACGACUGGGGACCCCGGCGCUGCGUGCUGUCAUUGCUACGUUGUUUCAGAUCGCCUAUACUUCCCUUUUCGGCCUGUACUCUGCGUACCUCUUCGUCCGCACUGGCCAUAUCGCCGCACCGAUCCUUACGCAUGCCCUGUGCAAUGUGCUCGGCGUGCCUGAAAUAGAGACAUUCGGAACAGUGCCUCUGGGCGCGAAGAUUGUCAUGGUUGUAGCUUAUUUGGGAGGAUUCGGAAUAUGGUUGUAUCUCCUGCAGCCUUUGACAGAUCCUGGUCUGUAUGGAAAUGUGCAGUGGUAGAAAAAUGAAAUGGGACUUGCAGUUAUCCUCAGAAGCUACAGCAAAGAGACAAGUGUUAUUUUUGUCAGCGAUUGGCAGUCUGGAAUCCAAAUAUACAUUUAGAUUUUAAGGUGCCGAUUUUAUGGAAUCCAUCUGAACUAGUGAUCCUCUAAUAUGUAAACCUAUUUCUUUAGGUGAUUUGCGACAUAUCUUCUGCCUUUCUUACAGCUUCUUUAUUUUGUGGUUGCUCUGUGCAAGAGAACUCAGCUUGCAUCAUUUAUGCUUAAAAGUGCCAUAGAGAUUAAUUUUGUACAGAUAUGUUAGUAGAGAUUUCGCUUUUGUUAUGCAAACAUAAAACAACAGUCAGUAAAACAUUUCGUCAUAAAAAAUGUGAUAAUAAACAUUUCGUCGACCACAGCGUGAGGUACUGAGCAUUGUAUACUGUACAACGAGAUGUUUCUAAUGGUGAUCCUUCCGG